AUGGGUCUCGUCGCCCUUGUCCUCGAGAACGUUUGCCAACGUUGCUCGAAUCUGUCGGUGUGGACGCUUGCUGGAUUGGGAUUACUCACCUUUCUUGUUGUUGUCGUCGUUCUGAACGUGCUGCGACAAAUUCUCUUCAAAAACCCCAAUGAGCCCCCUGUCGUAUUCCACUGGUUCCCCUUCGUGGGAAGCACCAUCAGCUACGGAAUUGACCCUUACAAAUUCUUUUUUGAUGCGCGCGCAAAGUACGGAGAUAUCUUCACCUUCAUCCUCUUGGGAAAGAAAACCACCGUUUACCUCGGCACCAAGGGUAACGAAUUCAUUCUGAAUGGAAAACUCAGAGAUGUGUGUGCCGAGGAGGUCUACUCUCCUCUCACAACCCCUGUGUUCGGGCGUCACGUCGUAUACGACUGUCCCAACGCGAAGCUAAUGGAGCAGAAGAAGUUCGUGAAAUAUGGCCUUACCUCCGACGCGCUACGCUCCUAUGUACAGCUUAUCACUGCUGAGGUGGACGAUUUUGCCCAGAAAUCCUCGGUUUUUCAGGGCACCGAAGGUAUCUUUGACGUGUCUAAAACAGUGGCCGAGAUUACAAUCUAUACCGCGUCACGCUCGCUCCAAGGGAAAGAAGUUCGCGACAGAUUUGACUCUACUUUUGCGGAGUUAUAUCAUGAUCUUGACAUGGGUUUUGCUCCAAUCAACUUCAUGCUUCCUUAUGCUCCCCUUCCGCACAACCGGAAGCGUGAUGCUGCACAGAGAAAGAUGGCGGAGACAUACACAGAUAUCAUCAAAGCGCGUCGCAAAUCGGGUGACAAGAAGGAUUCUGAAGACAUGGUCUGGAAUUUGAUGUCCUGUGUUUACAAGAACGGCACCCCAUUGCCCGACCAAGAAAUUGCCCACAUGAUGAUCGCGCUCCUGAUGGCUGGUCAACACUCCUCGUCCUCAACGCUUUCAUGGAUCCUUUUGCAUCUCGCGAGACACCCCGAAAUUGUGGAAGAUCUCUAUGAAGAGCAACUCCAGGUCCUAGGCUCUGAUAUACGCCUGACUUUCGAUGACCUACAGAAACUGGAGCUUCAUUCCAAGAUCAUCAAAGAGACCUUGCGCAUCCACGCACCUAUCCACUCGAUUAUCAGGGCAGUCAAAAGCCCGAUGCCUGUACCUGGGACAAAAUAUGUCAUUCCAACUUCCCACAAUGUCCUUUCGUCGCCCGGUGUCAGUGCUAGGUCCGAGGAGUUUUUCCCAGACCCCCUAAAAUGGAAUCCCCACCGUUGGGACGAAAACCCAAUCGCCAACUCUACCGAAGAUGAGGAGAAGAUCGACUACGGGUACGGCCUUGUCAGCAAGGGCACAAAUAGUCCAUAUCUUCCCUUUGGUGCUGGACGACACCGGUGUAUCGGUGAGCAGUUUGCCUACGUCCAGCUCAUCACGAUCACUGCAGCCCUUGUGAGGCAAUUCAAGUUUGACACCGCGUCCGAGUCGGAAAGACAAACUAUCCCAGAGACAGAUUAUUCGUCCCUUUUCUCACGACCUGCUGGUAAAUCGUUCGUGCAAUACAAGAAGCGCGAACGCCAUGCCAAGGAAUAA
Aspergillus puulaauensis is the source of this 1581-nucleotide messenger RNA. Its product is annotated as cytochrome P450. Gene Ontology annotation, biological process: ergosterol biosynthetic process. The record is from RefSeq and is a predicted model, not a curated record. The transcript is spliced from 4 exons. NCBI's taxonomy places the organism in Eukaryota, Fungi, Ascomycota, Eurotiomycetes, Eurotiales, Aspergillaceae. The coding region runs from base 1 to 1581 and encodes 526 amino acids. Gene Ontology annotation, molecular function: iron ion binding; oxidoreductase activity, acting on paired donors, with incorporation or reduction of molecular oxygen; heme binding.